This is a messenger RNA of Colius striatus (speckled mousebird), 3844 nucleotides long. RefSeq names its product CCCTC-binding factor (gene CTCF). The record is from RefSeq and is a predicted model, not a curated record. The transcript is spliced from 13 exons. Gene Ontology annotation, molecular function: RNA polymerase II transcription regulatory region sequence-specific DNA binding; DNA-binding transcription factor activity, RNA polymerase II-specific. The coding region runs from base 187 to 2439 and encodes 750 amino acids. Gene Ontology annotation, cellular component: nucleus. Gene Ontology annotation, biological process: regulation of transcription by RNA polymerase II. Lineage: Eukaryota; Metazoa; Chordata; Aves; Coliiformes; Coliidae.
CCCGGCGGCCGGAGCGAGCUCGGCGGGGUGCGGGCGCAGGAUGGAAGAAGUUAGUGUUACCCAGCGUUCCUGCUGAGUAACUUACUGCCACUUCGGAGCUUUGAAGAGAGAUUUAUGGCUUCCUGUGGCAAUACUGAAUCAAAAGAGGGUGUUCUGACAUCAAGAGCUGCAUGAAGAAUAGCCAGCAUGAAGAGAACAAAUCAGCCCAGGCAGAAGUGCAGAAGCAUCAAGAACAGAAAUCAGGAGGGUGAAAUGGAAGGUGAGGCAGUUGAAGCUAUCGUGGAUGAAUCAGAAACGUUUAUCAAGGGAAAAGAGAGGAAAACCUACCAGAGACGCCGUGAGGGUGGGCAGGAGGACGAUGCCUGUCACCUACCACCCAACCAAGCUGACGGAGGGGAGGUGGUGCAGGAUGUCAACAGCGGUGUGCAGAUGGUCAUGAUGGAACAGCUGGAUCCAACCCUGCUUCAGAUGAAGACUGAAGUGAUGGAAGGUGCGGUGUCUCAAGAAACAGAGGCCACGGUGGAUGACACGCAGAUCAUAACCCUCCAGGUGGUUAAUAUGGAAGAGCAGCCCAUAAACCUUGGUGAGCUUCAGCUGGUCCAAGUACCUGUACCAGUGACUGUACCUGUUGCCACCACAUCUGUGGAAGAGCUUCAGGGAGCAUAUGAGAAUGAGGUUUCCAAAGGAGGCCUGCAAGAGGGAGAGCCCAUGAUCUGUCAUACCCUCCCUUUACCAGAAGGCUUCCAGGUAGUGAAAGUGGGUGCAAAUGGUGAGGUGGAGACACUGGAACAAGGUGAGCUUCAGCCACAGGAAGAUCCCAAUUGGCAAAAAGAUCCAGACUAUCAGCCACCAGCCAAAAAAACAAAGAAAAACAAAAAGAGUAAGCUUCGCUACACCGAGGAAGGCAAAGAUGUGGAUGUCUCUGUGUAUGACUUUGAAGAGGAGCAGCAGGAGGGUUUGUUGUCUGAGGUCAAUGCAGAAAAGGUGGUGGGCAAUAUGAAGCCACCUAAACCAACAAAAAUUAAAAAGAAAGGUGUAAAGAAGACAUUCCAGUGCGAGCUGUGCAGUUACACUUGCCCGCGUCGCUCCAACUUGGACCGCCAUAUGAAAAGCCACACUGAUGAAAGACCACACAAGUGCCAUCUCUGUGGCAGGGCUUUCAGGACAGUCACAUUGCUGAGGAACCACCUCAACACUCACACAGGUACUCGCCCUCACAAGUGCCCAGACUGCGACAUGGCCUUUGUGACCAGUGGAGAGUUGGUUCGGCAUCGCCGCUACAAACAUACCCAUGAGAAACCCUUCAAGUGUUCCAUGUGUGAUUAUGCUAGCGUGGAGGUUAGCAAAUUGAAACGCCACAUUCGUUCUCACACGGGAGAGCGUCCCUUCCAGUGCAGCUUGUGCAGCUAUGCCAGCAGGGACACCUACAAGCUGAAGAGGCACAUGAGGACCCACUCUGGAGAGAAGCCAUAUGAAUGUUACAUCUGCCACGCUCGCUUCACCCAGAGUGGUACCAUGAAGAUGCACAUUUUGCAGAAGCACACGGAGAAUGUGGCCAAAUUUCACUGUCCUCACUGUGAUACUGUUAUAGCAAGAAAGAGUGACUUGGGUGUGCACUUGAGGAAGCAGCAUUCCUACAUCGAGCAGGGCAAGAAGUGCCGCUACUGCGACGCCGUGUUCCACGAGCGCUACGCCCUCAUCCAGCACCAGAAGUCCCACAAGAACGAGAAGCGCUUCAAGUGUGACCAGUGUGACUACGCCUGCAGACAGGAGCGGCACAUGGUCAUGCAUAAACGGACCCACACUGGGGAGAAGCCUUAUGCCUGUAGCCAUUGUGACAAAACCUUCCGUCAGAAACAGCUCCUUGAUAUGCACUUCAAACGGUAUCACGACCCCAACUUUGUCCCUGCUGCUUUUGUCUGUUCCAAGUGUGGCAAAACUUUCACUCGCAGGAACACAAUGGCCAGACAUGCUGAUAACUGCUCUGGCCCAGACGGUGGGGAAGGAGAGAACGGAGGGGAGACAAAGAAGGGCAAACGUGGCCGAAAGAGAAAGAUGCGGUCUAAGAAAGAAGAUUCCUCUGACAGUGAGGAAAAUGCUGAACCAGAUUUGGAUGAUAACGAAGAUGAGGAGGAGACAGCAGUAGAAAUUGAGGCUGAACCAGAGGUUGAGCAAGAGGCUCCUGCACCACCUCCCAGUAAGAAACGAAGAGGAAGGCCCCCAGGCAAAGCUACCACCCAACCAAAACAAUCCCAGCCUGCAGCAAUCAUUCAGGUUGAAGACCAGAACACUGGUGAAAUCGAAAACAUCAUAGUGGAAGUAAAGAAAGAACCUGAUGCUGAAACAGCAGAGGAAGAGGAGGAAGCUCAGCCAGCCGUCGUGGAAGCUCCCAACGGGGACCUCACUCCCGAGAUGAUUCUCAGCAUGAUGGACCGGUGAUGGAGGAGCACACACUGCUGACUGAACUGCCCUGGGCUGUGUUUAAACGGCUCAAAUCUAUUAUUUUUGUUGGGGUUUUUUUUCUCCUUUUACCUUUGUUUUUUCUUGGCUUUGGGAAAUGCAUCAUUUUAGACCAUUUUACCAACCGUACUGGGAAAAAUAAACCUUCCAAAUGAUGUUAGGAUGUGAUUUAACUAGAACUUGCUGUUUUUAUGUUAGUUACAGGAUCAUGGAACGUUAGGAACACGUUUUUUGGAGUCCUCAAGGGUUUCCUGUGAGGUGCUUGAGAAUAGUUUUGCUCUGAACCGAGUGAAGCAGGUGCAAGGGCCGUGUUUACACGCACCACGUCGUAACAGGCAGAAAAGCAGAAGCCUCGACUUAGAGUAAUGUGGUAAACCACUCCGGGCUUGCCCCUUCCCAGAGCCCUUGAGCCUCCUCCUCUCAGUAGUGUUUUUAACUGUAAAUGCAGACAUGGGAGGGUUCUAGACUUUUAAACCUUUUCUUUUCCUGUUGUGUUCUGUUUGGGCUUUCCCCCCAGCGCCGAGCUCCGGUUCUCCAAGUCGGCCGCACCACAGUAGUUUUGGCAUGCUCCAACUGGUUUUCUGUCCUUCCACGUGCUUUGCUUUUCUGCAAAGCAUCUCUGUCAUGGUCAAGCUUUGUAAAUAACUGGUUGGGUUGGUUUUCUUUCUUUUUUUUUUUACAUGUUAAUCCUUUUUCCAUUAAUGAAGAGUUAUGCAAAAAUACAGUUAAAACAAACCCCAGCAUUUUAAUUCCUUUCCAACUUAAGUGACAAGAGACUUGAUAGAGUUGUGAGCGUUGGAAGAGCUGUGGAUGACCAAUCAAGUGGAGAAGAGACAUACCUAGGCUUGCAGGACAAGAGAAACCCACAGGUGGCAUCUGGUUUUGAAGCACACACGGGUGUGGGAUUAACGAUUGUCACGACGUUUCCUUUGCUCUGUACUUUGUGUUUAUGGAUCUUAAAGCAGAAGUUUAUAAGUGGGUCACUGCAGCCCUCCAACCCUGGGCCAGGAAAUUUGAAUAGGUCAGUAAUGAACACAAUUUUGGAUCUCUGAUAAAGACAAAAAGAAGAGGAAUAAUGUGAAAUCCAAAUGAUGCCUGUAUAUGAACUGUCACAUGGUAAAAUAUGUAAGCUUUUUAUAGAGCCUCAGUCUUGCUGAUUUCCAACCAAUUUUUCUUCUAUGUAUCGCUUUUAAGAGAGCUAUCAGUUUAGCUAUCAGACUCUAGGUUGAUGCAUUUUUGUACUUAGCUGUACUGUGUGAUAUUUUUCAUUAUUUUAGGAAGCCAACAUGGGAAAAAUAAAAUACUGUUAUAAAAUAUGUAAUGGGGUUUGAAAGCUGGGAAGGAGAAUAUACUGCUGUACAGCUAAUAAAUAAUAAUGGAUUAA